AUGGUUGUCACCUUGCAGUCCUUGAUGGGGAAUCCCAUUGCCCCUCUGGUGGCAUUACCCUGCAGCGUUGUAAUACCAUCAGAAGGCAUUGCUCACACAGGUCUCCCAAGUUAUCUGCUUGGCGCCAGCUCGCGAGCAGUACUGCAUGCAAAUGCGAUGCACUUGAACCGAACUGAAUCAGACUGCAUUCGGUGUGCAAGCUUAUCGCCCUCACUGCUAGUAGCGUUCUUCUUGGAUUUAUUAUUUGUUCGAGAACAACCAAUUGCAACAUUACUGUGCCGCUACGACCGAGCACAGACUCCCGACCACGUGAGCGGUGACCUUGGAAGAGCAGGUAAUCCGGAAAGCCGAUCGCUCCAGAUGGAGUGCCGGCCGGAAGAGGUGGUUCACCCCUCCAAUACGCGGUUCCAAUCUCGGAUAACCGCGGGGAGUCUUUUUUGCCGAGGCGCCUUAAAGAGGGCAAUUGAAGCUCGUACGUGA
Messenger RNA from Nezara viridula (southern green stink bug), 480 nucleotides. The record is from the annotation of a GenBank genome assembly. Lineage: Eukaryota; Metazoa; Arthropoda; Insecta; Hemiptera; Pentatomidae.